Messenger RNA from Diabrotica balteata, 2535 nucleotides. The record is from the annotation of a GenBank genome assembly. Lineage: Eukaryota; Metazoa; Arthropoda; Insecta; Coleoptera; Chrysomelidae.
AUGUCCAAAAUCAAAAUCAAACAAUCAAAAAGACAAUCAAAGGGACAAAGAAAUCAAAAGCAAUACAUCACAGAAAUACUAAAAAAUAAUACGACACAGAAAAAGCACGAACAACGAAUUACCAUCAGACUAAAUGAAGAACCACAAACACUAGACCCGGAAGAAAAGUGGGAAAGCAUAAAAGAAGCAGUUUUAAACACCAGUAAAGAAACAUUAAUUAAAGGAAUAAUGGGAGAAAAACUGGACAAAUUUUUGUUGUUAAUGUGGAAGAAUUGGCUGCUGCAAUAUAGAAAACCAAUUCAAACUAUGAUAGAAAUUAUUGCUCCUGUUCUCUUUUCAUUCCUUUUGGUCUACAUAAGAAGUUUGUCAGAUCCAACAUAUCAACAUGAAAGAAUAUUUAAGCCAUUUUGUGCACUAGAGCCAAACUUCAAUAUUAGCCUACCGUUUUGUAACGACCCAGAUGCCGCACACGCAGGACUAUCAAUAUUUAGUUCUAUGCAAGCCAGCGAUAGAGGUAAUCCUAGGCCUUCGCCGCUUUAUGUUACGUUGAUUUAUCCAACUGGCAAUGGUGUUAUCUUGCGUGUUUUGUCAGGAAGCUCAGCUGAAUUAGAAAAAAUAUCAUUAGCGGGAAACGCAUCCUACUAUGGUAUCGAGUUUGGAGGCGAAAGAGAAAAUUUAGAGGUUAAUAUCAGAUUUCCAGGAGAAACAGUGUAUCAAUUAGAUACGAUUGAGCCUCGAAAUUGGAGGACCAAUUUGGUGUACCCCGUGUUUCAAAGCGCUGGUCCAAGAUCCCCCGAUAAUGCUACUGGAUCAGCACCAAAUUAUUUUGCUGAGGGAUUUCUGGCCAUGCAACAUUUUGUGGCUACUGCUCUUAUUCUAGCAGAUAAGGGUAUUAAAUAUAACGAUCCAGACCUGAGUGAAUUAUAUAAUUUUUUUAUGAACAAAUCUAAUCCAUUUCCUCUCAUAUACAUGCAACGAUUUCCGUAUGCCAGUUGGUUCAGCGAUCAACUGCUAACAGCACUGACAAGCAUGCUUGGAAUGAUUGUUAUGCUUAGUUUUGUCUAUACGUGUAUAAAUACAGUCAAAGCUAUCACCACAGAAAAAGAGAAACAGUUAAAGGAAUCAAUGAAAAUUAUGGGGCUUCCUAACUGGCUACAUUGGUUGGCUUGGUUUGUCAAGUGCUUCAUUUUUGUGGUAAUCUCUGUAGCAUUUAUGGUAAUACUUCUCAAAAUAAGAUGGUACUCAAACACAGAAUACACAGUUUUUACCUAUGCAGAUCCAUUCGUAUUGUUUGUAUUUCUAUUACUAUAUUGUUGCUCUAUGAUUACUUUUUGCUUUGCUCUGAGCGUCUUUUUUUCCAAAGCAAACACUGCAGCAACUAUGGCAGGUUUAGCAUGGUUCAUAUCUUAUGCUCCUUAUCUAUUUAUGCAGAAUAACUACUCUGAGCUUGCGUUAUCUACUAAAUUAUUAUCAAGUUUGUUGCCAAAUACUGCUAUGGCUUUUGGAUUCCAAGUUGUACUUAUGUAUGAAGGAACCGGAGAUGGUGUAAGCUGGAGCACUCUAUUUAAACCAAAUACCCCAGAUGACACCUUGAGCUUGGGAUUAGUAUGGAUAAUGAUUAUAAUAAACACAAUAAUGUAUCUACUGAUUGCUCUUUAUAUAGAGGCAGUAUUUCCAGGAGAAUACGGAGUAGCUCAAAGAUGGUACUUCCCAUUCACAAAGAAAUAUUGGUGUGGAAAUCAAGAUAUUUCAGAUUACAAUAACUAUAAUGAACAUUCAGCUAAUGAAUUCUUUGAAACGGAACCUAACCUUAGACCUGGAAUUCAGAUAUUUAAUCUAAAGAAAGUUUUUGGCAAGAAAACCGCUGUAAGGGGCCUAAGCUUAAAUAUGUUUGAAAAUCAAAUCACAGUUUUGUUGGGUCAUAAUGGAGCGGGAAAAACUACAACGAUGUCCAUGUUAACAGGUCGAACGAUAUUGCUUAGUACCCAUUUUAUGGACGAAGCAGAUCUUUUGGGAGAUAGAAUAGCAAUUAUGGCUGGUGGAGAGUUGCAAUGCUGUGGAUCUAGCUUCUUUUUAAAGAAAAAAUACGGUGCGGGAUACAGUCUUAUUAUGGAUAAAGCAAAAACUUGUAAUCCACAUAAAGUUACAGAGCUACUGAAAAAGUUUAUACCAGAAAUAGAGAUCCAUAGCAAUGUUGGAAGUGAACUAACUUAUUUGUUAUCUGAAAAUAACGCUCCUGUGUUCGAAGCACUGUUAAAACAAAUAGAACAAGAGUCAUAUGAACUUGGAAUCAGAAGCUAUGGUAUUUCAUUAACCACUAUGGAAGAAGUGUUUAUGAAAGUUGGUGCAGAUCAUGGCCAAGAAGAGAUUUACAAUGAAAAACAGAAAAAGGACAAAAAAGAAAAAAAUCCGAUACUCACUUCUGCCGAUUUAGCUAGUAUGGACGAAAAUGGUUCAAAAACAAGUAUCGAAUGUUCUUCAGAAAAUUCUUUAGCUUUGGAUGAUACUGUGAAUAUUACUAUGAUACGAGAAUAG